Molecule: messenger RNA, 2085 nt
Organism: Panicum virgatum (switchgrass)
Lineage: Eukaryota; Viridiplantae; Streptophyta; Magnoliopsida; Poales; Poaceae
Product: F-box/FBD/LRR-repeat protein At1g16930-like
Exons: 1
Coding region: 163-555 (130 amino acids)
Molecular function (GO): protein binding
Source: RefSeq, a predicted model, not a curated record
CCCGAGCCCGAGUUCGACGAGGCGCCUGCUCCAAUCAGUCCCCAUCCCCGCCGCCGCCGCACCCGCACUCCUCUCGACGGGUCGCUCAGUCGCUCCUCGGCUACCCGGCAACCCCUCGCUCCUCAGCUCCCCAGGCUCAGCUCCGAGCAAUCUGAUCCCGCCAUGGGCGUCGUCACCCGUGCUCAAGCGAAGAGGAUGAAGUCGCAGCAACCCGACAGCGAAGAGCCGCCGCCUCGGGGCGGAGGAGAAGCGGGAGGCCCCGAUCUGAUCAGCCUUCUCCCCGACGAGAUCCUGGGCAGCGUCAUCUCGCUCCUCCCGACCGAGGAAGGUGCCCGCACCCAGAUCCUCUCCACCCGAUGGCGCCCCCUCUGGCGCUCCUCGCCCCUCAACCUCGACCCUUCUGACGGAAUCUUCAGUCAUGCCGUCGUCUCCCGCAUCCUCUCCGAGCACCACGGCGUUGGUCGUCGUUUCAGCAGCCCGCCCUUCAUCCGACCUGACGACUCCGCCACUUUGGACGGCUGGCUCCGGUCCCCAGCCCUCGACCAGCUCCAAUAGCUCAAUUUAUCCUUCCACCCCUACAUCUUGCCCAGCCAUCUGAUGCCUCGUUCUGCACUGCGGUUCGCGUCCACCCUCCGCGCCGCUACAUUCAGCUUCUGCAAAUUCCCAGAAGACGCAGCUCAGCAGCUCCAGUUCCCCAACCUGCAGCACCUCGCACUUGCAUCAGUGACUAUCUCGGAGGACUCUCUGCACGCCAUGCUGGAUGGCUGCCCCGCUCUGGACAAAUUUGUACUCAGAUACAUCAUCAAUGGGUCUUCACCGGGACCGCAGGUGCCACUUUCUGCCCUGCACGUGUCCAACAUCCGCGUUGCCGAAUUUGGCAGCUGCCAUUUUCCAGAAGCCAUUGUCAACCAGGUCCACUUCCCUAACCUCCAGAGGCUCGUACUUGAAACGGUCACCAUCUCAGAGGGCUCCUUACACGCCAUGCUCUCCGGCUGCCCUGAUCUGAACAGCUUGACCAUGGGUUAUAGCUCUGGCUUCCACCAAUUCAAAAUCAAUGCCCUGAAGCUUAAGUAUGUCGAGAUGUAUUUCCAUGGCUCAUAUGCAGAUAGGCUACAGGAACUCGUUGUUGAGAAUGCCUCUUGUCUAGAAACACUUCACCACAAGGGGCCGUACGAAGACAACAUGCACAUUUCAAUAAUUUCGGCACCAAAAUUGAAGAUUCUUGGCCGCCUCGCUGAUAACAUUUCCAGGCUUGAGCUUGGCACCAAUGUUUUUAAGGUAUACGCGGCUUUCUUUGUUCUCAGCUUCAUCACUUACGGCUAUACAUUCCCUUUCUGCUAAGUCACGGAUAUACCUGAUCCAUACACUCAGGGAUUGCAUGAUGUUAGAAUAGCUACUGUGAUCUGCAGUGUGAUGGUUUUAGCUCAGGCUUGAUAAUCUUAGACUGGAUGUGGUUAUUAACUUCAUGAAAUGCUUUCCCUGCAUGGAGAAGUUGUACAUCAAGGUUACCUUUUUUUGUUAUUCAGUCUCCAAUUGUUUCUUACCUUUCUAUUACUGCAGCUUUGUUGUUCUGAGGCUUGGUUUUAUUAUUCAUUUUCAGACACCUACAGCCGGGAAAAACACGCAGCGUCAUUGUUCCCGGGGCCGUAUUGAAUGCCUUAAUCACCACCUCAAGAAAUUACAGAUCAGUUAUUAUUCGGGCAAAAGGUCACAUGUUGAGUUUGCUAAGUUCUUUGUACUGAAUGCGGGUGUGAUAGAGUCCUUGGGGCUUGAUGUUUAUCCUAAUAAACACUUAUCUGGUUGGUGGAUUGAAAUUCAGCGGAGGCAGCUCCGGCCAGAGAAGAGGGCAUCAAUUGGUGCUCAAAUUGAUUUCACUUUUGGUGUUUGUUCCAGUUAUCUUCGUGAUGGUUAGGAGUUUCAGGUCCAUGUUAGUAUAGAUGUUGAAACUAUACUAUUCUUCUUUUAGGAGCUAAUCUUCUAUCCCAUCCAUGUUGUGUUGCAUGCAAACUGUGCUAGUUCUCUUUCUUGUAAUAUAUAUGAAAUCCUGUGUUUUCCUAAUAUAUAUGAAAUCCUGUGUUUUCCUAA